GUGCCGGAAUAAAAUCUGCAGGGCAAGCUCAGUUCCUCCAGCAGUAGUAGAUUAUAUAAAAUUCACACAGAUACCUGCAUUCUUGGUUUUAUUUAGUGAGUCCUUUAUCAGUUUGAACCUCGGAAACUCCUGGAAGUCUUCUUUCUCAGAAACCCCGAAGCAAUGACAUUUUCAAGCCCUCCGGGAAAGGAGUGUCCCAAACACUGGAGCUGGGGAGGCAUCAUGGCUUCCAGUCUCAUGGGAUUGCUUCUACUUCAGGCAGUGUCAUGGACAUCAGGUGCCCGUCCCUGCAUACCUAAAAGCUUUGGCUACAGUUCAGUGGUCUGUGUCUGCAAUGCCACAUACUGCGACUCUCUUGACCCCUUAACCCUCCCUGCCCCUGGUAACUUCAGCCGAUAUGAGAGUACACGAGGUGGACGUCGGAUGGAGAUGAGUAUGGGAACCAUCCAGGCCAAUCGCACGGGCACAGGACUUCUACUGACCCUGCAGCCAGAAGAGAAGUUCCAGAAAAUGAAAGGAUUUGGAGGGGCUAUGACAGAUGCUACUGCUCUCAACAUCCUUGCUUUGUCACCCUCUGCCCAGAAUUUGCUCCUGAAAUCAUACUUCUCUACAGAAGGAAUUGAAUAUAACAUCAUCCGGGUACCUAUGGCUAGCACUGACUUCUCUAUCAGUACUUACACCUAUGAUGACUCCCCUGAUGACUUCCAGCUGCACAACUUUAGCCUUUCAGAAGAAGACACCAAGCUCAAGAUACCCCUGAUUCACAGAGCCUUGAAAAUGACCCAGCGCCCCAUUUCCCUCUUCGCCAGUCCCUGGACAUCGCCUACUUGGCUCAAGACUAAUGGGGCAGUGAAUGGAAAGGGGACACUCAAGGGUCAGCCAGGGGAUAUCUACCACCAGACCUGGGCCAACUACUUUGUCAGGUUCCUAGAUGCCUAUGCUGCAUACAAGUUAAAAUUCUGGGCAGUGACGGCUGAGAAUGAACCUACUGCAGGGCUGAUUACUGGGUACCCUUUCCAGUGUCUGGGCUUUACUGCUGAACACCAGAGAGACUUCAUUGCCCAUGACCUGGGUCCAGCCCUUGCCAAUAGUACUCACCGCGAUGUCCUGUUGCUCAUGUUGGAUGACCAACGCUUGCUGCUCCCCAGAUGGGCAGAAGUGGUACUAAAAGACCCAGAGGCAGCUAAGUACGUUCAUGGUAUUGCUGUACACUGGUACCUGGACUUUCUGGCUCCAGCAAGAUCCACCCUGGGGGAAACACAUCGUCUUUUCCCCAAUACCAUGCUCUUCGCCUCUGAGGCCUGUGUGGGCUCCAAAUUCUGGGAGCAGAGUGUGCGUCUGGGUUCCUGGGAUCGUGGGAUGCAGUACAGCCACAGCAUCAUCACGAACCUUCUCUACCACGUGUCUGGCUGGACAGACUGGAACCUUGCCCUGAACCCUGAAGGGGGACCCAACUGGGUCCGCAACUUUGUCGACAGUCCCGUCAUUGUGGACAUUGCCAAGGAUACGUUUUACAAACAGCCCAUGUUCUACCACCUUGGCCAUUUCAGCAAGUUCAUUCCUGAAGACUCCCAGAGAGUGGGGCUUGUGGCCAGUGAGAAGAAUGACUUGGACACAGUGGCACUGAUACGACCUGAUGGUUCUGCAGUUGUGGUGGUGCUAAAUCGCUCUUCUAAGGAUGUACCUCUUACCAUCAGUGAUCCUGCUAUAGGAUUCCUGGAGACCGUCUCACCUGGGUAUUCCAUUCAUACCUACCUAUGGCGUCGCUAGUGAUGGAGCAGACACUCAAGCAGAUACCUGGGUUCAGCAUGGACAUUAAAAGGACAGUCAGCUCAUGUCUGUGACUGAGUAGGGCACAGUAGGGCCAGUGUGAGCUUACAGUGACACAGGCUCAAGGGUAGUGGUUUGGGUGAUUCACUCUACUCUCUAGUAGGUACCAGGGGCUGGAGGCCUCUAAAGAAAAAUCAGAAAGCCCUAAUGUGUCCCCACCCCUCAUGCUUGUAGAAGUGUGUGCAAUGUACUAGUUGCCCGUGGAAACUGGGCCUAGGCCCAGGGUGAGCUCACUGUACAAAUAAAGAUGGUGGGGGAGGGAGGUGAGCAGAGGAGACUGGGAAGACUGAACCCAAAACUGGGGAUUGUUUGUCUUUCCUGGAGAUGGAGACUGGGCCCAUGCAGGAGCAAAGCUAAAGCAAUUUCAGAAGCCUAGUGCCAGUGGGUAGGCUCAAGCACCCAGGGCCCAAGCUAAAGCACAAGCUGAGACACUGGCAGCACAUUUAAGGAGAGAAGGUUUGAUCCCA
This is a messenger RNA of Dipodomys spectabilis (banner-tailed kangaroo rat), 2297 nucleotides long. RefSeq names its product glucosylceramidase beta (gene Gba1). Gene Ontology annotation, biological process: glucosylceramide catabolic process. The transcript has 11 exons. Gene Ontology annotation, molecular function: glucosylceramidase activity. Lineage: Eukaryota; Metazoa; Chordata; Mammalia; Rodentia; Heteromyidae. The record is from RefSeq and is a predicted model, not a curated record. The coding region runs from base 163 to 1770 and encodes 535 amino acids.